UGCUAAAAACUUCAAAACACAUAGUCGCUUUAUGUGGUGCGGGAUUGAGUGCAGAAUCGGGUGUACCGACUUUUCGGGGUGAAGGUGGUUUGUGGAGAACUUUUGAAGCAACCAAACUCGCCACGCCAAAGGGUUGUAAAAUUACGGUGGCUUAUCAGUUAUGUCGUGAAUUGGUGUUAACAAAGAAACCGAAUCGUGCCCAUAAAGCCCUAGUUGACUUUGAGAAAAAAGUGUUAUCGGCAUCCCCGAAAGCACAAACGUUUACUGUCAUUACUCAAAAUGUUGACGGUCUUUCGAGUAAUAUCGAAAAUUUGAUUGAAAUGCAUGGUUCUCUGUUUAGGACUCGUUGUACUAAAUGCGGUGAUAGAAGAGAGAAUCGUGAUUCUCCUAUCGCACCUGCGCUAAAAGGAACGGAAGACUCUCAAUUUGAUAUUAACCUCCCAAUUGAUAAACUUCCAAGUUGUUCUAAAUGCAAAGGUCUGUUGAGGCCGGAUGUUGUAUGGUUUGGGGAAUGUUUGGAUGAUGACAUUUCAACAAAUAUCCAAUUCGA
Molecule: messenger RNA, 550 nt
Organism: Racocetra persica
Lineage: Eukaryota; Fungi; Glomeromycota; Glomeromycetes; Diversisporales; Gigasporaceae
Source: the annotation of a GenBank genome assembly